Molecule: messenger RNA, 3053 nt
Organism: Cyprinus carpio (common carp)
Lineage: Eukaryota; Metazoa; Chordata; Actinopteri; Cypriniformes; Cyprinidae
Biological process (GO): regulation of transcription by RNA polymerase II
Cellular component (GO): nucleus
Molecular function (GO): DNA-binding transcription factor activity, RNA polymerase II-specific; RNA polymerase II transcription regulatory region sequence-specific DNA binding
Source: RefSeq, a predicted model, not a curated record
UGCAUCUUUCGGUGACCAGUUCUGCGCAGAUUUGGCUCCUCUGAAACGAGUCUAUUUAACGGCAAAAAGCCCCGAAAAAAUGUAAGAUUAGCCGAUAGGCUGUCGAUUCAUUAAUUGAUAAGCUGUUUCCUAACAAAAGCUGUUUAUUCAGCGUAGUGAAGCCUCUCCUCCAUUGACAUCCAUUCAAAAAGCGGCUUUGCUCUCCUUCCCUGCAGACAGCCACAGACGGUAUAAACCGGUACAAAGCAGCAGCGGCAACAUUGUUACGCUUUUUUGGCUAAAGGUUCCAGAGAGUCACGCUUCAUCACGGCUGAUCAGAACUCGUUCACAGAAAGACGCUUUUCUCUUGCGGUGAAGAACCCUGCAGAAUGAAAGACGAAGAUACAGAGGAACAAACCGAUUCAAUGGGACUGAAGGAAGACAAGCAGAAUCCGUUUGAAAAAACUCAUCAUUUUAAAAAGGAAGAUGGAAAUGUGGUCAUUUCACAGACUGAACAGAAUUUCACACAAAAACAAGUUGGAAAAACUGGAGCCAAAGGAUCUUUCACAUGCACACAGUGUGGGAAGAGUUUCAGUGAGAAAUCAAAGUUUAAUAGACACAUGACAGUUCACACUGGAGAGAAGCUUUAUACAUGCAUUGAGUGUGGGAAGGGUUUCAGUCAGAAAUCAAACUGUAACAGACACAUGACCGUUCACACUGGAGAGAAGCCUUAUACAUGCACUCAGUCUGGAAAGGAUUCCUUUGUCAAAGAAGAACCAAAUGUGCACAUGAGAAUUCAACAAACAGAUUUGAUGGGACUGAAGGAAGACAAGCAGUAUCCAUUUGAAAAACCCCAUAAUUUUAAAUAUGAAGAUGGAAAUGCAGUCAUUUCACAGACUGAACAGAAUUUCACACAAAAACAAGUUGGAAAAACUGGAGCCAAAGGAUCUUUCACAUGCAUUCAGUGUGGGAAGAGUUUCAGUGAGAAAUCAAAGUUUAAUAGACACAUGACAGUUCACACUGGAGAGAAGCUUUAUACAUGCACUGAGUGUGGGAAGGGUUUCAAUCAGAAAUCAAACUGUAACAGACACAUGACCGUUCACACUGGAGAGAAGCCUUAUACAUGCACUCAGUCUGGAAAGGAUUCCUUUGUCAAAGAAGAACCAAAUGUGCACAUGAGAAUUCAACAAACAGUUUCAAUAGGACUGAAGGAAGACAAGCAGCAUCAGUUUGAAAAACCUCGUGAUUUAAAAAAUGAAGAUGGAAAUGCAAUCAUUUUACAGGCUGAACAAAAUUUUACACAAAAACAAGCUGGAAAAACUGGAGCCAAAGGAUCUUUCACAUGCAAUCAGUGUGGGAAGAGUUUCAGCCGUACAUCAAACCUUAAGAGACACGUGAGAUUUCACACUGGAGAGAGGCCUUUUACAUGCACUCAGUGUGAGAAGAGUUUCGGUGAGAUAUCAGAGUUUAAUGGACACAUGAUAUCUCACACUGGAGAGAGGCCUUAUAAAUGCACUGAGUGUGGAAAAGGUUUCAGUCAGAAAUCAAACCGUAACAGACACAUGAAACUUCACACUGGACUGAAGCCUUAUACAUGCACUCAGUGUGGAAAGGUUUUCUUUGACAAAGAAGAACUAAAUGUGCACAUGUGUAUUCACACUGGAGAACGUGUGUUCACAUGCACUCAGUGUGGAAAGAGUUUCAGACUGAAAUCAAAGUUUAGGAGACACAUGAGAUAUCAUACUGGAGAGAAGUCUUAUACAUGCACUCAGUGUGGAAAGGGUUUCUUUGUCAAAGGAGAACUUAAUGUGCACAUGAGAAUACACACUGGAGAAAGACCGUUCACAUGCACACAGUGUGGGAAGACUUUCAGCCGUACAUCAAACCUUAAGAGACACGUGAGAUUUCACACUGGAGAGAGGCCUUUUACAUGCACUCAGUGUGGGAAGAGUUUCUUUGUCAAACAAGAACUUGAUGUGCACAUGAGAAUUCACACUGGAGAAAGACCGUUCACAUGCACUCAGUGUGCACUCAGUUUUAAAUCUAAAAGUGUCCUGAAAAAACAUCAGCUCUCUCACUCUGGAGUGAGAUCAUUUAGCUGUGAUCAGUGUGAUAAAACAUUUGUUUUUGCAUCAUACUUAAAAGAACAUCUUAAACUUCAUGCUGGUGUGAAGCGCCACUUUUGCACUUUUUGUGGAAAGAGCUUUACACAACCGUACAGUUUACAAGUUCAUCAGAUUAUUCACACUGGUGUGAGACCUCAUGUGUGCUUUGACUGUGGCAAGACCUUUCUUACAUCUAGUGACAUAAAAAAACACCAGAGGAUUCACACUGGAGAGAAACCGUACAAGUGCUCACACUGUGGAAAGAGUUUCACUGAUUCAUCAACCCUGAAAACCCAUGAGAGAAUUCACACUGGAGAAAAGCCGUAUCAGUGCUCUUCAUGUGGGAAGGAUUUCACUCGCUCAUUUACUCUAAUUAAACAUAAGAUAAAGCAUUGCCCGAAGUUGUCUAAGUCACAUUCAGAUCCAUCACUGUGAAAAAAUUGAAUAGUAGCAGUUAAAAUAGAAGAUUACACAUUGUAUGGUUAUAACAUACAUUUUGACAAACAGUUUGGUAAAAUUGUAAUAAAAGUUAAACUGUCAUGUUUUUAAGCAGAUUUUCCAUAUUAAGUUAUGACAGUGAUUUGCCCUAAUGUUCCUCGAUGUCGUUAUUUUAAUUUCAGCCAGCUGGUUCGUGAUUCAUGAAAUGAGUCAACUGAUAUGAACUGAUAUGAACUGUGAUUUUAUUUUUAUUGGGAGAAAUCAGACCACUUAUACAUGCAUUGUAUUAAUAAUACUUAUAAUCCAACCCAUAUAUCCUAGAUGUUGUUGCUUUAAGUUCAGAAGUAAUACAGUGAAUUAUAUUUCAAACAUAUAAAAAUAGCUGGAAUUUGUUUCAAUAAAGUGAUUUAUUCUAGAGGGUCAUUCGCUAAAAUUAGUGAAGUUUGAAUAUUUGACAAAGGACAUUUUGGCAAGGCCAUAGUAUUAGUUUUUGAAACUAUUGUGUUGCUGUAAAAUAAAGAGACGUCUUGU